This is a messenger RNA of Ipomoea triloba (trilobed morning glory), 963 nucleotides long. RefSeq names its product ATP-dependent DNA helicase pif1-like. The transcript has 2 exons. Gene Ontology annotation, molecular function: DNA helicase activity. Lineage: Eukaryota; Viridiplantae; Streptophyta; Magnoliopsida; Solanales; Convolvulaceae. The coding region runs from base 1 to 963 and encodes 320 amino acids. Gene Ontology annotation, biological process: DNA repair; telomere maintenance. The record is from RefSeq and is a predicted model, not a curated record.
AUGGAUGCAUGCUAUGCAAGAGGGCUUUUAGAUGAUGACAGAGAAUACAUAGAUGCAAUCAAUGAAGCAAGUCUUUGGUCUACUGCAACAGCAAUGAGAAAACUUUUUGUAGUCUUAUUAACAUCCAACUUGGUUAACCGGCCCGAAAACGUAUGGUGUCAAGUAUGGCAUCACUUGGCAGAGGACGUACUAUUUAAUAGGCGGAGGUUAUUCUCCAAUGAUGAAUCUUGGAACCACAACAAUCGUUUGUUGUGUGAUGAGCUUGGAUAUGAUCGGGAUGCUCUACUUAUAGAGAGCGGCAGGUUAGAAAGUCAAUUAACUGAUGAGCAAUCUUUGGUGUACAACACGAUCCUAAAUGAUGUACAAGAACAGAAGGGCGGCUUUUUCUUUGUUUAUGGAUAUGGCGGCACCGGAAAGACAUUUGUUUGGAAAGCACUCUCUGCAAAAAUAAGGUCACAAGGAAAAGUGGUCCUUAAUGUUGCAUCUAGCGGUAUUGCUUCUUUGCUCUUGCCAGGCGGUCGGACAGCUCACUCGCGGUUUGCUAUACCUAUUGCCGUUACAGAAGACUCGACAUGCAACAUAUCUCAAGGUAGCUAUCUUGCCCAACUAUUGAUAACUGCAAAGCUUAUAAUAUGGGACGAAGCACCAAUGAUGCACAAACAUUGCUUCGAAUGUCUAGAUAGAACUUUGAAAGAUCUUAUGCGGGUCCAAGAUUGCAAUAGUGGUAGUAAGACAUUUGGUGGUAAAACGAUGGUAUUAAGAGGUGAUUUUAGACAAAUACUACCGGUUGUGCCGAAAGGAUCAAGGCAAGAUAUUGUUUCUGCAACAAUAAACUCUUCUUACUUGUGGGGAUCAUGUCAAGUCUUGAGGUUAACAAAGAAUCUUCGCCUAAAUACAGAUGAACAAGGUGCUAAUAUUGAGGAUAUUANUUUAUGGAUGCAUGCUAUGCAAGAGGGCUUUUAG